This is a messenger RNA of Apaloderma vittatum (bar-tailed trogon), 2450 nucleotides long. RefSeq names its product interleukin 12 receptor, beta 2 (gene IL12RB2). Gene Ontology annotation, biological process: cytokine-mediated signaling pathway. Gene Ontology annotation, molecular function: cytokine binding; cytokine receptor activity. Gene Ontology annotation, cellular component: membrane; signaling receptor complex; external side of plasma membrane. Lineage: Eukaryota; Metazoa; Chordata; Aves; Trogoniformes; Trogonidae. The record is from RefSeq and is a predicted model, not a curated record.
AAGGCUGCAGCCAAGGCAAGGUGCCCGUCCGCAGACCUCCCCAAGGCGCUGCCGAAAUCUGUGACAAAGGGAACAUCACAGCAAAUGCAGCUUCUCACGUGCAGCUGGGAACCCGUGUCACCCUCUCCUGCCAGCUGACGGCCCCGCGUUACCCCAAGCAGUGCAGGACGGCUCUGUUUGUUAACAGCUUGGAACUAAUUAGCAAUUAUGCAAGCGCCGAGUUUCUAGUCAGGACAUACGGCAAGCACAUGUUUUCGUGCAAACUGGUUUGUGAAGACAAGAAGAAACUCAUCUGUGGAAUCGAUAUAGAAUCUGGAAACCCUCCAGAGGAGCCACGAAAUGUGUCGUGUGUCCAGCAUGGGAUGGACGGACAUCCCGUCUGCACCUGGGAGAGAGGAAGGCUCACGUACAUCCACACCACCUAUGUGAUACACCUGUCGAAUGGGACAGAUGACUUCUGCAUUUCAGAAGAAGGUGGGAAUAAGAAGGUUGUUUCGCUGGCUCUGGGCAAAUUGAAUUUUGACUCUACUUACACCCUUGUGGCUGCCGCCUCCAACGAGCUGGGAAGUGCUUUUUCACAGCCGUUCGUGUUCACGUUACUAGACAUAGUGAAGCCGCAUCCUCCCGACUUUCGAGUGGAAUUUGAAAAUUCUUCUGCGACCAGCUGCAUCCUUUCUCGGCACGGCGCGACCAAAGCGCAGCACUGCAGGCUGAGGUAUCGGCCCCUCACCAGCAGCGCUUGGAGCAUGGUGGAAAGAUUGAAGAGUGAAAAAUUCCAUCUUUACGGUCUGGAGCCUUACACAGACUAUGAAUUUGAGGUCAGCUGUAAAAUCCAUCCUGAGAGAGGACUAUGGAGUAACUGGCGCACGUAUCGGACACGGACUCCAGAAGCAGUGCCGACCGGGAUCCUGGAUGUCUGGUACCGGCAGCAGGACGUGGAUAGCCAAAGACAGAACAUUUCUCUUUUUUGGAAGGCUCUGAGCGAGCAGGAGGCGAGAGGAAGAAUCCUGCGGUACGCAGUCACCUUCGAAGCCCUGGGACCACAGAGCCGGCCAGUGGCAGAAACGCACCUCAGCACCCAAACCAGCUACACCAGAGUCCUGCCGAGGAGGGGCUACAAGGUGACGGUCACCGCUGAAAACUCCAGGGGCAGGUCCCCUCCUGCAUCCAUCAUGACUGAGCUGGGCACCCAGGACCUCCCUCCUCCUCAGAAUGUCUCUGCCGUAGCCAUGGGGAACAGCAGCAUCUUCGUCAGCUGGAGACCACCCGUCAGCUCAGUCGCCUCCAUCAGCGGAUACGUGGUGGCGUGGGCAGACGGGGAGGGGAACGCACCCCAGGAUCUCCCUCCAGGCUGGGUGAAGCUGCCGGCAUCCAACCUGUCCACUGUGAUAGCAGAGCGCAUAAACGACGACACGUGCUAUCGGAUCAGCGUGUUUGCGCUCUAUCAGGACAGAGCUGGCCAAGCAGCAUCGUUUUGGGGAUACUCAAGGGCAAAAGCACCGGCAGCCGGACCUCAGAUGAACGUGACGCCGAAGGCCAACGGUAUCUUGGUGUCGUGGGAAGCCAUCCCUGCCCACCAGCAAAGGGGCUGCAUCACCGGGUACAACAUUUACCUGCAGAAAAAGGACGAGCAGGCAACCCCAACCGUCUACGCCGUCCCUGGUGUGACAGCCCAGCGCUGGUGGCACGUCCCUGACCUGCAGCCCGGCGAACUCUACCUCCUGUGGAUGACGGCUCUGACGGCCGCCGGCGAGGGACCUCGUGGCAACGACCAGCUCUUCCGCUUGCCAAGUGCUGGGGACUGGGUGACCGUUGUGCUCAUCUGCAGCUUUUUCAUCGUCUCGGUCUGCGUUUGCUCCGUGCCUCCAGCAAGAAAAGCAUUCUGCUCAUUCCUCUCCGUCUUCAUGCCGCAGUGGCAGAGCAAAGCCAUUCCAGACCCAGCUAAUGCCACCUGGGCUAAGAACUACAUGUCUAUGAAGGCAGAGCUGAUCUUGCCCUCCAGCCUGUUCCUGCCCAGCGCCAGCAGCUUCGAAGAGCCCGAAACAACCCAAGUAGAGGAAGCUUUCGUGAAGACCGAGCCCCUAGUCCCGCUGGACAAGGUCCCCUUGGGUGUCGGGAGGGGAAGCAGCGAGUGGCUGGAGAGCAGCUCGGGGCAGGAGGAGCCGGAGCACCGGGCUCUGCCCAGCGAGGCAGAUGAGGAGGGUUACGAGCAGGAGCUUCCCGACCUCUACAAGAGGAUGGUGCUGGAGGCGACAGAGCAGAUGCAGAGUGUCAGUGAGUACAUCGCCAACCCGGUCAUCGCCGCAGACACACCCCCGGUUACGGGCGAUGCACUGGAGUGCGACCCCCUCUCUGUCUUCCCAACGACUUUUGUGACCUCUGCGCUUUCCUAUGAAGGGAAUCUCACUUUGGAUACGGUGAAAAUAAACCGCAGCUCUUUCACAAGGUAA